Molecule: messenger RNA, 645 nt
Organism: Sphenostylis stenocarpa
Lineage: Eukaryota; Viridiplantae; Streptophyta; Magnoliopsida; Fabales; Fabaceae
Source: the annotation of a GenBank genome assembly
AUGGCAUUUGACAAAAACAAGGAAAAAGGCUUUAAUAGUAUCUCUAACAACAAUUUGUCACGGCCAAGCAACAAAUGCAACAGCAAGAAGCACGUCAACAAUCCAAUAAUAAAGGACAAAGAUGUUGGUGGGGUUCAUUCAAGUUGGUCACUCUCCGCGGAUGAAGAUUACAUAGAGUUUUGCUUUGGAAAGGAUGUAGCACAAGAUGACAAAAGUGCCAAUUCUGAGACUCAUGUCAAAGGUCAGAAUGAAAUGCACAAAAAUUCAAGGCCAGUGAAUCGUAAGCUGAAAUAUAGUGAGGAUGAUGAACUAAUUAGUGACCAGAACAUUCAUGACAAAAGAUCAAACGUUAAUCACCAUCAAAAUGAUCUGCAUGAAGAGGACAUCGUACACGUGGGCACACAGCAACAUGUGGAAGGGUCUGCAGAGUCAAGGAACUCUGACCAAUCUGAAGGCAGUAGAAGUUCUUUUGCCUUCCCUGUCACUGGUCUUAAUGUUGUGAAGGAUUGGGUGGUUUUGUUUGAAAAACACAGGCUAGGUUGGGAAUGGAUUGGAAGCCCUGUGCAAAUGCCCAAAUCAGAAGGUUUGCACCUGAGGAAGCCCAAGGCCCGAGCUAUUGCUUCAAAAUUCACUACUAAGAACUAA